AUGGAAAUGGAGAUCGGUUCGACGGGCGCCACAGCAGCAUCCACCAACUUCUCGCUGCCGGUGGACUCUGAGCACAAGGCCAAGUCCAUCAAAAUCUUCUCCUUCGGCAACCCACACAUGCGUGCCUUCCACCUUGGAUGGAUGUCCUUCUUCACCUGCGUUGUAUCCACCUUCGCCGCCGCACCGCUCAUCCCCAUCAUCCGCGACAACCUCAACCUCACCAAGGCUGAUAUAGGCAACGCCGGUGUUGCCUCGGUGUCUGGUGCCAUCUUCUCAAGGCUGGCCAUGGGCGCCAUCUGCGACCUUCUUGGCCCGCGCUACGGCGGUGCUUUCCUCAUCAUGCUUUCUGCACCAGCGGUGUUCUGCAUGUCCGUCGUCGAUAGUCCCGCCGGAUACAUCAUCGUACGCUUCCUCAUCGGCGUCUCACUUGCCACCUUUGUGUCGUGCCAGUAUUGGAUCAGCACCAUGUUCAAUAGCAAGAUCAUCGGGACAGUCGGCGGCUUAACGGCGGGGUGGGGAGACAUGGGUGGAGGUGCCACACAGCUCAUCAUGCCUUUCGUCUUCGAUGCCAUCAAGGCAUGUGGUGCGACUCGUUUCACCGCUUGGCGCAUCGCCUACUUUGUGCCAGGAAUGAUGUUGGUGGUGAUGGGCUUGCUCGUGCUCACCUUGGGACAGGACCUUCCCGAUGGCAACCUGAGGAACCUCCAAAAAAAUGGUGACAUGAACAAGGACAAGUUCUCCAAGGUUCUCCGUGGAGCCGUCACCAACUAUCGAACCUGGAUCUUUGUCUUCAUCUAUGGCUACUGCAUGGGCGUCGAGCUCACCUCAAACAACGUGAUUGCCGGGUACUACUACGAUAGUUUCUACCUCGACCUUCGAAAAGCAGGUAUCAUUGCCGCCUGCUUUGGCUUGGCCAAUAUCUUUGCACGCCCCAUGGGCGGGUACCUCUCCGACCUUGGUGCUCGCUACUUUGGCAUGCGUGCCCGACUCUGGAACAUUUGGAUCCUCCAGACUGCUGGUGGAGUCUUCUGCCUUUGUCUCGGUCGUGCAUCCACCCUUCCCACCUCCAUAGCAUGCAUGGUCCUGUACUCCAUCUGCGUCGAGGCUGCAUGCGGCGCCGUCUAUGGUGUCAUCCCCUUCGUCUCCCGACGCUCCCUCGGGCUCGUCUCCGGCAUGACCGGUGCAGGUGGCAAUGUGGGUGGCGGGCUCACACAGCUCCUCUUCUUCACUUCGUCGCAGUACACCACCGGCAAAGGACUCCAAUACAUGGGCAUCAUGAUCAUGGCAUGCACGCUCCCCGUCAUUCUCGUGCACUUCCCACAGUGGGGCUCCAUGCUUGUCCCUCCCAGCAUGGACGCCACCGAGGAGGAGUACUAUGCCGCCGAGUGGACGGAGGAGGAGAAGGGCAAGGGUCUCCACAUGGCCGGACUCAAGUUCGCUGAGAACAGCAUAUCUGAGCGUGGCAGACGCAAUGCCAUCCUCGCCGUACCUGCUACCCCACCCAACAGCACGCCACAACACGUGUAAUACGUUAGUAUCUUCUUACCUCAAUGUAUACAGUGCGCGUAUACAUAUAUACAUACGUACCCAUCAAGGUGGGGCACCCCAUUUUGCCGGUGUGGUUUCCCCGACCACCUGCUUUUUGGGCGCUUAUCUAGGCCUUAGUCAAUAGUACCUGGGGCUUGUAUCAUGUUAUGCAAAUGAGCAAUAUGAGAAUAUGCAUCGUUUCUUAUAC
Triticum aestivum (bread wheat) is the source of this 1735-nucleotide messenger RNA. RefSeq names its product high-affinity nitrate transporter 2.1-like. The record is from RefSeq and is a predicted model, not a curated record. Gene Ontology annotation, molecular function: nitrate transmembrane transporter activity. Bases 1 to 1527 code for a protein of 508 amino acids. Lineage: Eukaryota; Viridiplantae; Streptophyta; Magnoliopsida; Poales; Poaceae. Gene Ontology annotation, biological process: transmembrane transport. The transcript has a single exon.